AUUACGCUAGCACGCCGCCCCAGUCCGCCCUCGGCCGCGCAACCUUCAGACCGGGGCUUUUUCAUCCCUCGGCGGACGCCGUAGCUCCGAGAAAAAAAUGUUCGCGGAGCUGAACGAGCUGCUGGGGGUCUCCGUGGAGAAGCCGGAGCAGGGCAAACUGACCUUGCUGUGUGCUUCCAAGACAGACGCCAGCUUCCUGGUCCACCAUUUCCUCUCCUUUUAUUUGAAAGCUGGCUGUAAAGUCUGCUUUGUGGCCCUUCUGCAGUCCUUCAGUCACUACAACAUGGUGGCCCAAAAGUUGGGAACUAGCCUAACCGCGGCCAAAGAACGAGGCCAGCUCGUGUUCUUAGAGGGGCUGAAAUCCUCAAAUGACCUCUUGUUUGGCCAGCCGCCGCCGGGGGAAGCCAGCCCUUUCCAGUUCGUCAGCGGAGACGGGUCCAACCUGAAAGCGCUCUAUGGGUUUGUUCGGAGAGCCCUCAGCCCAGCCGCUAGUGGGGACGUCUGGAAGUUCCCUGUGCUGGUCGUGGACAACCUCAGUGUCUUGCUGAGCUUGGGCGUGACGCCAACGGACGUUCUUGAUUUCAUCCAUUAUUGCAGAGUCACAGUGACCGCUCAGCUUAAGGGGAGCCUGGUGGUCGCGGUGCAGCAGAGCGACACCUCCGAGGACCAGGAGAAUGAGCUGCUGGUGAAGUCCCUCCAUCACCAGAGCAGCUGGGUGCUGAAGGCAGAAGGGCUGGCGACCGGCUUCUGUAAGGACGUCCACGGGCAGUUAACAAUUGUCCAGCGUAGCUCGUGGGAAACCAAAGCCAAGAGAGACCUCCUCCGUGUUUUCCAGUACAAGAUCCAGGACAAGAACGUCAUUUUUUGCCCGAGGGAUGUCAGCAGCUGUGUUGUGACAUCUGGGAGGCGGGGGAAACGGGGAAGCAGCGGCCGUCCUUCGGAAAUGUUUGCGGGAUCCAGAAAUGGAGAGAAGGAGCGCCUUAGAGGAAAGUGGCUUUUGCAGGAACGGUUCAGCCGCCGCUGCUGUGGGGUUUGUUCCGGCACCUGUUCCUCCUCCGGUAUCGAAUCCUAUGCAAGUGUGACGUGGUCUGAGCUGCUCUGUGGACCAUCCGGAUAAAGGAGAAGAGACUGAAAUGGACUCUGUGGGAGUCUGGGCGACUCAAUAAAAGCAGGUCAUGAUCAAGCCAGCAGCUGCUUUGCUGUGGUGUCGGAAUCCAGGGUCAGGCAGAGCGGUGAGGAAAUGUAAUAAAUGAAAGAAUAAUGCAAUAAUUGAAAGUUGGGGCCGAAAAGAGAUGUCGGAGAGGCUUGUAGCAGCGCUAGAAUCUAGGUCGGGUGAGCAGCCCGUCACCCAGUUCUCCCGCACGCCCUCCUGCCAUCGCACUCAUGGCUGGGUGUGCGCCCGCGCCCUGCAUCCCAGCAAAAUUGGACUCCUGCAAAACAGCCCCAGCAGCUCAGCUGGGAAAGGUGUGUGGAGGAGACCUCUCCUCGUGCAUCCUGUUUCCCAGCACAACCGAGGGUGCUGAGGA
Messenger RNA from Elgaria multicarinata webbii, 1526 nucleotides. RefSeq names its product elongator acetyltransferase complex subunit 6 (gene ELP6). Gene Ontology annotation, cellular component: elongator holoenzyme complex. Lineage: Eukaryota; Metazoa; Chordata; Lepidosauria; Squamata; Anguidae. Gene Ontology annotation, biological process: tRNA wobble uridine modification. The record is from RefSeq and is a predicted model, not a curated record.